Messenger RNA from Oryza sativa Japonica Group (Japanese rice), 3042 nucleotides. RefSeq names its product pentatricopeptide repeat-containing protein At3g22670, mitochondrial. Gene Ontology annotation, molecular function: protein binding. The record is from RefSeq and is a predicted model, not a curated record. NCBI's taxonomy places the organism in Eukaryota, Viridiplantae, Streptophyta, Magnoliopsida, Poales, Poaceae. Gene Ontology annotation, biological process: mitochondria-nucleus signaling pathway; chloroplast-nucleus signaling pathway. Gene Ontology annotation, cellular component: chloroplast.
AGGACACCGCGGAAACUCAUCUCCAACAACCCUCCAGUCAAUGCUGUUCGAGAGAUUCAUCAGAGAAUCGGAAGCAGUUCAAUCCCGAAGCAAUUUCACUUUUCCUAAAUCCUAAUCCCUUCGCUUGUCGCCGAUGAGCGCGGCGACGGAGGAGGGGCGGCCGGACGGCGAGGAGGAUUCGCCGCGCGCGGAGGCGUUCCUGGAGAUCCUCGGCCGGGUCCAGCCGGGGGAUGCGGAAGCGGAGCUCUCCUCCUGCGGCAUCGGCCCGACGGCGGAGGUCGCGGAGCAGGUGCUCAGGUCCCGCGUCUGCUACUCCCGCCCCAAAUCCGCCGUCCGCUUCUUCGUCUGGUCGGGCCGGUCGGUGAAGCACACCGGCUACGCCUGGAACCUCCUCGUCGACAUCCUCGGCAAGGCCGACAUGGAGGAGCCCAUGUGGGACGCCGUCCGCACCAUGAACAAGGAGGGCGGCGGCCUCGUCACCGUCGCCACCUUCGCCUCCAUCUUCUCCUCCUACUGCGCCAGCGGCAACCUCAGGAAGGCCGUCGAGGCCUUCGACGUCAUGGGGAAGUACGGCGUGGAGCCGGACGCCGUCGCCCUCAACUCCCUCCUCUCCGCCAUGUGCCGCGGGGAGGGCCGCGCGCAGGCGGCGCAGGACCUGUUCGAGCGCACCAAGGCCACCGUCGCGCCCGACGCGGACACCUUCGGGAUUCUCCUCGAGGCGUGGGAGAAAGAGGGGAACGCCCAGCGCGCCAAGAGCACCUUCGGCGAGAUGAUUGUCCGCGUCGGCUGGGACGCCGGCAACAUGCCCGCGUACGACGCCUUCCUCUCCACGCUUGUGCGCGGGGAUCAAUUCGGCGAGGCGCUCAAGUUCCUUCAGGUGAUGCGGUCCAAGGGCUGCCUCCCGGGGCUCAAGUUCUUCGCCAGGGCAAUCGACCUUGUCGUCCGCAAGCGCGACUAUGCGAACUCUUUGGCCAUUUGGCAAAUGAUGAUCUCGGAUGCUGGCCUUGUACCAAACCUCCCCAUGUACAAUGCCAUGAUCGACCUCUGUUGCAGUGUUGGUGAUACCGACUACGCCCUCCGCAUGCUCGACGAAAUGCCCUUCAAUGGCGUCUUUGCAGAUUUUAUCACGUACAAUGCCAUACUUGAAGGGCUCAUCAAGCAGCGCAAGGCUCGUGAGGCUGAGGCUUUCCUCGCAGAGAUGAGCAAGAACGAGCAGCUGCCCUCCCCAACCAAUUGUGCUGCUGCUAUCAGCAUGUUCUCUAAGGAGUUUAACCCGUCAGCAGCAAUCGAUGUGUGGCACUGCAUUGUGGAGCACCAGAUUACUCCGGCUGAUGAGUCAGCCAGAGAACUAAUAGUUGGGUUGCUUGAUUUUGGCAGGUUUGCUGAGGUGAAGAAAUAUACUGAUGAAAUGCUUGACAUGGGAAUUGAGUUACCUCAGUCAACCAUUGAUAAUAUGAAGCGCACAUUUGAUAAGGUUGGCAAGCACCACACAUAUGACCAUAUUGCUAGAAGGCCAAAGCGGUGUUAGCUAUACAUCACCAAUUUAAUCAUAAUAGGCUGCCUAAAAGUAUUGACAGUAGUGGUAUGAACCGCCUAUUCUCUGAAACGUAGCAGCGUGAUGAACAAGAUCAAAUCAAGUGGUUGGACUGUCCUUGGUGCGUUCGUUGGCAUCAGCAUCUGCGCUUCCUGUCAUAGACGCCUCUCGCCUGAAUCGAGGAUUAAAUGAAAUCAAACGGUGAGAGUACAUGCUGAUGUGUGGAUUCAAGUCCAACAAUUAAAAGGGCAUAAAAUGUAGAAGAGCAAAUCAAACAUUUGUUUCAUUUGGAAGAUCUCAUAGUUUUUGUGCUAUUAGCUUGUCCUUCACAUGGCACUGUAGUGCCUAGGGGUGUAGAUAUAGUUGUUUCAAGAAUCCAGUCAUUAACAUGUCACCAUGUGCCUUUAUUUUUAGAUCUGCAAGUCUAUGGGAUGUCGAUAAAGUUUUCCUGAGAGGGUGUUGAGUUCUUUGGUAUGUUAGUAUUGCCAUAUGUCCACUUGUCCAGGAUGAGAAGAGGCGAGUUCUGGGUCUCUUGGAAGGCUGCAUGGGUACAACCACGGUGAGUUGCUAAUUUCAUCACAUAUGUUGCCUAUCCAUUGCCGUGAUUUGCAGGUGUGCCAGAAUGGGAUAGUGAUUUGCAUGCGUGUUCCGUCAUAGUUGGGUCUGAACAGGAUAUCGAUGUAUAAAAAUGUGGUUUAUUUUAUUUUAUUUAGGUCUGCAUGAUAUAAUAGAGUGAUGGACAUGCAUCAUCUAGUUUCUAAUCAACCUUUAGGGGAAAUGAUCAAAUCCACUCAACUAUGGGGCAAACAAUACAUGGCCUUGGGGGAAAAGAAAGAAAGAUCGAUUUCCCGUAAGAGUAAAAGUUGUCAUUAAGCCAUUAUCCUGCUGAUCCUUAUAUUGUUUUCCUUUUGUUGUUAUUGUUCAACUUCAGCUAUUUGAAGGCGGAUUUUGGAGUAAAAGGUAUUCCACAGAGUUGCUCCAUUUCAAUAUCGCUACUGAAAUAUUACGGGUUUGUUGUGUUGAAAAUUGAACUUAGGCGAAGUGCUUCAGUGUCAAUUUGCAACACGGGAAACCUGUAUAGUUUUGAAAUCUACUGUUAUUACCAGCAAUCCAGCAUUUUUAUCACCCAUUUUGUGUUGGGUUUUGAUUGCACGUUGAUUGUUUUAAUACAAGAAAUUGCUUUUUGCUGGAGAUUGUGUUGUUUUUUAGUUGAAUUUUUAUGCUUAAGAUCAGAUUGGCAUUCUUCGAAGGGGAUAUGCUUUGUUGAAUCGGUUCCAUUGAUCUGAGAUUACUUGGUUGUUAGCUGGCUAAGGUGACAGUUCUCCCAUAUUCUUCAACUUAAGUCAGCUUAACAUAUCCGUUGCUCCGACAUCCCAAUUGUUAUGUAAAGAAUCUAAUAUGUUUUAAAAUAUAUACUUGUUUUUCUAAUUUGUAUUACACUAUUACUCCUUUAUAUCUGGACCUUCCAGGUGCAGAUCAUCAUAUACGCAAUCCAUCUUAUUUUUACA